ACAUCAAACAUGGAUCCGGCACCCAGCAGACCAACAUGGAGCAGGCAGAUAGAGUUCACCCUGGCUGGCAUCGGCUGCGCUGUGGGUCUGGGAAAUGUGUGGAGAUUCCCUUAUCUGUGCUACAGGAGCGGAGGAGGUGCCUUCCUGGUGCCGUACCUGCUCAUGCUGGUGGUCCUGGGGAUUCCUCUGCUCUACAUGGAGCUGACAGUGGGCCAGUACACCAGGAGAGGGCCUGUCCACGCUCUCACCAGCGUCUGCCCACUGCUGAAAGGAGUGGGCAUGGCAUCAGUAGCGAUCUCCUUCAUCAUGUGCACCUACUACAACGUCGUCAUCACCUGGGCCCUCUACUACCUCUUCAACUCCUUCCAGGAUCCACUGCCCUGGCAUAGCUGCAACAACACCUGGAACACUCCAAACUGCACCAUUUACAGAACAAACGACAGCGAUACAUACACAGCCAGCCAAGAGUUCUUCAGGUACAGAAUGCUGGAACAGACCAACGGAGUGGAGGAUGCAGGAGUGCUGCGAUGGGAACUUUUCCUCAUCCUCAUUCUUUCCUGGAUCCUCAUUUACUUUUGCAUCUUCAAAGGAAUCAAAUCCACGGGAAAGGUGGUAUACUUCACCGCUCUCUUCCCAUAUAUUAUCCUGAUUGCCCUGCUGAUCAAUAACGUGCAGCUUCCUGGAGCCAUGGCUGGAAUUAGAUUCUUUAUUAUACCAGAGUGGCACAGGCUGCUGGAUGAGACGGUGUGGGUGAACGCUGCAGCUCAGAUCUUCAAUUCCAUUGGGAUUGGGUUCGGCUCGCUCCUGGCCAUGUCCAGUUACAACUCCUUCAACAACAACGUCCUCAAAGACACACUGACUAUAGCCAUCAUCAACUCCCUCACCAGCAUCCUGGCGGGUUUUGUCAUUUUCUCGGCCUUCGGAUACAUGUCUCAUCUUCAGAGAGUCGAUGUCGACAAGCUGGCUGUAGAUGGUCCAGGACUGGUUUUUGUUAUUUACCCACAAGCCUUUUCCACCAUGCCGGUCUCACAACUCUGGGCUGUGCUGUUCUUCUUCAUGCUGCUCUGCCUGGGGCUGGACAGUGAGUUUGCAAUGGUUGAGGUGAUGGUGACGAGUCUCAUGGAUGAAUUCUAUCGUCCCCUGAUUAAAUUCUUCAAACGGAAGGAGCUGUUUGUGCUUGCAGUUUGUGCCGUAGCCUUUCUUUUUGGAAUCCCCUGUGUGAUGCAGGUGGGAAUCUACGUCUUCCAGCUGAUGGACCAUUACACUGCCAUCGUGUCCAUCAUGUUUCUUGCCUUCUUUGAGAUCUUAGCCACCUGUUGGUGUUACGGCGUGAAACGACUUUCAGACAACCUUGAGGAGAUGACUGGGAAAAAAGCAAACAUCUACUUCAGGUUCUGCUGGCUCAUAGUGGCUCCUGUCCUGAUCACUGUGCUCCUGGUUUUCUCCGUCAUCCAGUUCACCCCGGCCCGGUAUGGGAACUACGUCUUCCCUCAGUGGGCCCAGGGUGUGGGCUGGGUCAUCGCUCUGGCCUCCAUCAUCUGGAUCCCACUGGGUGCCAUUCACACAUUGUGGGUGCUUCCUGGUUCCCUGAUGGAGAAACUGAAGCUGUCCAUCACUCCAUUCGCGCUGAAUGAGAAGUCAGACGACAAGAAGACAGACAUGCUUCCAGCCGUAUCCGUCAUCGGCUCUGACUGGACGUCCAGACUCAGCACGAGUUCAACCGAAAAAGAUCUGCAUCAGACUUACUUUUGAUACGUUCAAUAUUUUCUACAUCAAUGGCCCGUCACUCUUAAACUCUGGGUAAUUCCAACACAUUGUUUGCUGUUAAGUUUUCCAGUCUGACAUGAAGUUCUGGUCAGAAAAUUGAACAAAUAAGAUAUUAAAAAAAAGAAAAGGAAAAAACUCUUUACUUGAUUGUGGAAAUGUGAUGCCACAUAUCUGCCAUGCAGAUAACCUAGAACGGCCGUUUUUGUGAGCCAGUGAACU
This is a messenger RNA of Salarias fasciatus (jewelled blenny), 1986 nucleotides long. Its product is annotated as sodium- and chloride-dependent GABA transporter ine. The transcript has 13 exons. Gene Ontology annotation, molecular function: amino acid:sodium symporter activity. The record is from RefSeq and is a predicted model, not a curated record. Gene Ontology annotation, biological process: amino acid import across plasma membrane; sodium ion transmembrane transport; nitrogen compound transport. NCBI's taxonomy places the organism in Eukaryota, Metazoa, Chordata, Actinopteri, Blenniiformes, Blenniidae. Bases 10 to 1752 code for a protein of 580 amino acids. Gene Ontology annotation, cellular component: plasma membrane.